Messenger RNA from Spodoptera littoralis (African cotton leafworm), 4026 nucleotides. The record is from the annotation of a GenBank genome assembly. Lineage: Eukaryota; Metazoa; Arthropoda; Insecta; Lepidoptera; Noctuidae.
AUGACACGAUGCGACUACGAUGCUGUGUUCUACAGAGUGUUCUGUAUCACGCUGUUGGCCAUCGCGUUCACAUUCACAGUGAUACUGACCAAUGUGUUUAUAGAUAUUGACGGAUUGCUAUCUAGUAAGAAAGACAGACACAACACUCAUAUCAAUGAUAACAAUGUCAUUCAUGAUGAGUUUGCUCCAGAAGCCACCGAUAUUAAUGAAGAAGUUAAUUAUGGAGAAAACGAUGAAUCAUACAGAACAAAACGAUCCAUUGAAACCCAAAGCUUCUUAUUUCACAUAAAAAAUCCGAAAGUAAAAAACAUACUAGCCAAUAAACUAUCAACUCUUCUAGAAGAAUUAGAUGCAGAAGAAUCUACAGACACUAAGCUUAAAGAGAAGGCCGCUAAAGAAGUUCAGAAAACCACAGAAGCACCUCCAGUAACAGUAACACCAAAACCUAAAGAAGAUGAUAAAAAGAAGAAAGAUGAUGAAUUACUACAUUUGACGAUGCAUAACAUUCUUCUGCAAGGAAUCAUUGGACAUAUGGAUUUGAAUGAUGUCUACAAACGUGUUUACUCUUUGAUGUCCAAUUUUAAUGACUUGCAGCAAAAGAAAGAUGGACGAAGACAAAAGCCAAAUGAAAAACCAAAUAUUGAUUCGGAAUCAAGGAUUCUGCCGAAACCAAUUGAAGCUAAAUUUUUCGACGAAAUGCUGAAUUGCAAUGAACUGCAGGAACAAAUUGUUGAAAGUGCUACAGUAAAGGAAGAAACUAAAAAACCAGUUAAAGCCAAACCUAACGUGAUGAUUAAAACAAUCAUAGACAUAUCGUCGUUAGCCAAUGAGAAAGGAAAGGAAAAUGAUACCAAAUCAUUAAAAGACAACGUAAAAGGCGUUAUAGAACUCGUAUAUAAUGGCAAAACAAUAAAAUUCACUCGACCAGACAUAGAGGUAUUACAACCAACGCCACUGAAACUACCAACUCAACCAAUAAUUCAACAACCAAAAGUAUCACAACCACCAACAAUAAUACCAGAAACAACAACGACAAAAGUUAUUAAUGAUUUCAAUUCAGUACCGAAGUCGUAUUUAAAUAAAUUCAUCGAGGAAUACUUCAAAAGGUACCCAAGAGUUAACAUAAAAGACUCAAACAAUGAAAUGAAAGACCAUUUUGAAUCGAAACGAACAAAAAGAAAUGUGAGGAUCAAAUACGAUGGACAUCCUAAAACAAUGGCAAAAGAAUCAGUUAAAAACACUGAAGACGAUGAUUUGUACGUCGAAAUAGAAACUCAUUUUGACAGUAAAGGCUUAAAUGGUGAGAAGAAAAAGAAAUUAAUCAGGACUAUAAUAGAAAAGAUACAGAAAGCUAUACACACUGAUAUGAAAGGUAAACUUAUAACUCCAAAAAGAGAUCCAUCCAAAAUAAGGCGAGUACAUUUCAAAAAACGACUCCAAGAUCCGUUAGACCAUAAAAGUAAUCACGUCCUUGUAAACAAGUUCAGUUUGCCGUUGAAGAACCUUUUCCAUCGUCAGCUGAACCCUAUCAGUAAGACAGUGCCAAUGCAAGAGAGCUCACCGUACAUUGGUUCGAAGUCUGGAGAAGAAUGGAAGAAACCGUGUUUUGGACCUCAUUUCCUAGCUGCUAAUAAAGCCAUAAAUUCAGCAGAAAUGAGCCAAGUAGAUAUUGACUACAGUAAAAUUUUAGAUAUAAAUGGGAUACCUCAAAGACUGCAACAGCCUUUGAAUACAGAAAAUAGUGAAGAAAGUCUAAACACGAAUUCUUUUUAUGAUGUCGGCAAAAUGAAGUUUUUUAUCAAAGACAUUGAUGGCUCUGGGUUCUCAGUAGGUUUUAAUCAAUAUGUUGAUGAGCCGCCAGACCCAGAUACCAUGAGGCUGUUUACAGGGUUAGAAAAUGUUAUAAAAACGUACCAUCAGACAUAUGAUCCCUUACCUGAAGCAACACAAACUACUACCACAACAGAAGCUAAUAUAAAGCUAGAAAUUCCUCCGAUGUCAAUAAGAAAUACAGACCACAACAUAGAAAGAAGAUCUGUACACAAGAAUCAUGAUUAUCAUUCCAACGAAUAUAAAAUUAUCUACGAUAAUAAUUUCAUGCCGUACCGUAAUUAUAGGGACAUAUUCGAAUCCAACAAGGUCCAACCACGCUCCAAACUAGGUUUUACAUCUCAAAAACUCUUAAAACUACCACUAAUCGUUGACGAAACUGUCUUCGAUAAAAAUUUGAAACCAGCCGAAAUAUUUGGUCUGGCUAACUUAUUUGAAAGAAAGAAAAGGUCGGUAAAUGUGAAGAAAAUAUCGAAAUUGAAAAACAAAAUAAAGUUGAAUAGGUAUUUGAAUACAAAUGCUAUGCCAACGAAACGGAUCUAUUUGAAUAAGAAGAGGAAUAAAAGACAGAUAAAUAAGAUAAGGAUCAUAGCAACAGAUUUACCACACAUGUCUAAACAUUCCGAUGAAAAUGUUUUCGUAGUGUCAGAUGAGAAUGUAUUUGCUGACAGAGCAAUUGUGAAAGAUAUAGAAACUUCAGAAGGCGAUCACGAUAAGCAAGAAGACUCUGAUUAUCUGCCCUACCAGAAUGAAGACAGUAUGCCCUCAACUUACAUCACAAAAAUAUUCGAUGGACGCUCAAGACAUAACCCAUUAAUGUCUAAAUAUCCACACGUCUUUAUGGAAGAAAUUUCUCGAUCCAGGGAAGAAUUUAUUCCUAACAAUGCUCUACUCUUCGGCAAAAUCCCUGGUCUUUCCACACUAAGACACAGUUUCGAUGUAGAUAAAACAGAUGAUAAAAUUGACGGAGAAAAUUUGACCGUCCUCAAUACUACAGAUGCACACAAGAACAUGAAAGAUGAUGAAAUCGGUGACUCUUUAAUUCCACCACCUAACAGAGGUAAUUAUAAAGUAACAGUUAAAAUCAUUCCUAAAAACCAAACAGGAUUGAAUUCAGGAUUUAAAGAAAUACACACAAGUAUCAAUAAGAGAUACAACAAAAAUGGCCUGCUCUAUUCAUCUUUAGUUAACGUAUCAGAAAUAUCUAAGAUAAUUAAACUGAACAGGACAAAAGAAGAAAUAGACGCAGACAUGAGGCAUGUAAGCCGUGGAGGACAAAACAACGACUACUUUACAAAAAGAAUAAAAGAUCAACAAGAUAGAAUGUCUUUUCUAUUAAAGCAACACGCUAAACAUAUAAACGAACAACUGACUAGACUUAAUGAAGAGAAAAUUAAUCUAGAAUCUUUGUUAACUAAUGACAAUAUAACUGAGAUUAGGUAUUCAGAUUAUGAUGACGCUGGAACUCCAAAACCCUAUUUACCAAAGUUACUAGCAAAGAGAAUUCAAGGUAACAGUGCUGAAGAGGAGGCGAAAGAAGAAGUAACAACUACAACUCGAAGGCCACGGACUACUAGACCAACAACAACUGCAUUACCGACUACAACAACGUUGACAACAACACAACAGCCGAUAAUACAACAAACAUUCUCGGACAAAAUAAAGAAGAACAUCAUUAACACUAUAGAAAGAAACGGCAACCUAACAGAUCAAAUACUAAGAAAAAUCGACAAAAACACGGAAAUAUUGCAGAUAUUUUUGAGAAAAUUGACGGAAAAAAUACAAAUUACUACAACUACUUCCACUACCUCGAAACCAGUGGCGAGAUACGGUGAACCUUUUAAUACAGAAUGGACGAAUCAAGCAGACCAUUUUAAUCAGAAUAUAGUCAUGAAAAGGAACGAUUCGCAAAUAUCAAUUCCAUUCGUGUAUGCGUAUCAACAACCAUUAAUGCCUCAUAAAAUCAAUGCGCCGGUCGCAAGCGUAGUCUACCAUGGACAUAUACAUACAAAUACAAUACACCCUAAAGAUUUGCCACAGGAUAAAGAAAAAAUUAAAAUAGACUCCGAUAAUCAGACUAGGUUUUUUAUCGAUGAAUUGGAAAAUGAUUACAAGGUCAUUCAAGUUGGGGAUGUCAAGAAAAAUAGGGAUUUCAUUACUAAUUUGGUUAAUUCUAAUAACACUAUUAUGACUUGA